Molecule: messenger RNA, 2052 nt
Organism: Ylistrum balloti
Lineage: Eukaryota; Metazoa; Mollusca; Bivalvia; Pectinida; Pectinidae
Product: NFU1 iron-sulfur cluster scaffold homolog, mitochondrial-like
Exons: 8
Coding region: 1-828 (275 amino acids)
Biological process (GO): iron-sulfur cluster assembly
Cellular component (GO): mitochondrion
Molecular function (GO): iron ion binding; iron-sulfur cluster binding
Source: RefSeq, a predicted model, not a curated record
AUGGCUUCCAAACAAAUUAUAUUUCGAUAUCUACGCAGUAUUUCUGGACGAACUUCAAAAUUGAGAGCUUUUGAGAGUUUUGGUGUUCCUGCUGUACGGUUAAACUAUUCAACGCAUUGUGCCUUGUGGAAAUAUGGAGGAUCUCUUGGAACACGCAAAUUACAAACACCAUUCAGUUUUCAGCAAGUUCGAUCAAUGUUCAUACAAACCCAGGACACACCAAACCCUAACAGUAUCAAGUACCUCCCAGGAACCUCUGUCUUGGAACAAGGCACAUUGGACUUUCCUAAUUACCAAGCAGCCCACUGUUCACCUCUGGCCAGACAACUGUUCAGAAUAGAGGGUGUAAAAGGAGUGUUCUUUGGGACAGACUUUAUUACAGUCACAAAACUUGAUGAUGAUGUGGAAUGGAAGAUCCUCAAUCCUCAGAUAUUUGCUACAAUCAUGGAUUUCUUUGCCAGUGGACUACCAGUUUUGACUGAUGAACAACCCUCCUCUGAUACAGUUAUUGAAGAAGAUGAUGAUGAAACUGUGAUGAUGAUUAAGGAACUGCUUGACACUCGAAUACGACCCACAGUUCAGGAGGAUGGUGGUGACAUUGUCUAUAUGGGUUUUGAGGAUGGUAUUGUGAAGCUAAAGCUUCAAGGAUCCUGUACAAGUUGUCCAAGUUCAGUGGUGACAUUAAAGAGUGGGGUGCAGAACAUGCUACAGUUCUACAUACCUGAGGUCUUAGGUGUGGACCAGGUGGAGGAUGAAAUAGAUGAUGUUAACAAUACAGAGUUUACCAGACUAGAAGAGAAGCUAGGAGAAAAGUCCAGAGACACGUAGACCUAUUUAUGGAAGUAUCAGCCAAUGAUGAUUUAGACAUAUAUUCUACACAGUGGACCUAAAGAUUCUCACAUAUUGAUUAUAUAAACAUCCAAGACACGGUAUAGGGAGACCAAUGAAUUGAAAUCUAGGUCAACCUACUCAGAAAUUGGGUUUCAUCUUUGAGGAAUAAUCAAACAUUUACCAUGUAAAUCCAACAUUUACCUGCUUGGCUGUUGAGACCUUACUGAGGCUGUUUUCCUAUUAUACAUGUGAUUAUAGUGCCACAAAACAUAGAAAAAGAAUGGUAAUUUUCUAGUACAUAUAGAGGUAAUGGAUGGCAAUGUAUGUAAAUGGUUUGAUAUGAUAUCAAUAUAAGACUUCAGUCCUCUUUCUGACCUCACUGCUUGAGUAACAGAGUCAGUGUCCUGAUUUAUUGCUUACAUAUCUAGUACAUCUAUGCUGCAAAUAUUUUGUACAUACUAGUUUGUACGCAUGCUCCAUUGACAAGUAUUUGAUAUGAUGUUUGACACUGUGUAAAGCCUGAGAUUAUAAACUAACAUAUAAUACCCAUUGGUAGCAGUACAACCACUGCACUUAAUUGUAUGUGUGGCAACUGUACAAUUUAGAGGCUUUAAAAAUCUAAAAUUACUGAUGUAAUGUAACGACAAAUAAAUCCUGUAAAGUACCUUCAUGUACCUCUGUAACCAUGCCUGUUCAUAUACAAAUUAAGCUUAUUUGAAGGGAAACUCAGUUUGUGUGUGUACGUGAUUUUGUGUUUUGGUUGAGUUUGCUGACCUUAUUUCACAACUAUUGUGAUGACAGUUGUUGACUUAGUACAUAUAUAUUGUGUUGGGGCAUGUUUGUUAAGUACAACAAAUUUAAGAGUUUCAAUUCUUUAAUUUGCCAGAACUGUUUAUAUGAGGAACAACAAGAAAUGUAAAAUCUGCCAUGUUCCAUUCAGAGAAAUCUCAGAAAUUCAGGUUACAUUACAGAUUUAAGAGCCAUGACCAAGAUAGCAAAAAAUAGUACACUCACAAAGAUAUUUCAAAUUUUAGUUGAACUCUCCUCUUCAGUGAUUUUUUGAAAUCGUAUCAGAAGGUAUUUGAGUAAGAGGUUUUGUCAUAGGAUAUAUAUUACUUCAGAUGGAUUAUAUAACAAGAUUUAAUUACUUAUUUAAAAAAUGUGCUAUUGGAUAUCAUUUUGAUGUUAAUUUAAUAAAUUGUUUUAUUUUCUUUGCUAUGA